Molecule: messenger RNA, 1149 nt
Organism: Alternaria incomplexa
Lineage: Eukaryota; Fungi; Ascomycota; Dothideomycetes; Pleosporales; Pleosporaceae
Exons: 2
Coding region: 1-1149 (382 amino acids)
Source: RefSeq, a predicted model, not a curated record
AUGACAACCCCUCUAGCUACUUCCGGCCUCGACCUCUUUCGUCUGAACAACGUACUCCGGCUUCUAGUUCAGGAUCCUCUCGGCUUUCUCAAAUACGGCGAUGCAGUACACGAAAUCCUUAUUGAUAGGGAUGGCAGAACAGGGGGUAUCUUCUUUGGUCGCUCGUUCAUAGACCCGACUCAUAAGCAGUAUUUCCGCGUUUCCGAAAACGGUGACGCAAUAACUCUCAUUCCUCUCUCUAAAUUGGAUCACAUACUGAAACUGCCAGAAAAUAUCAGAAGCGAGAUAAUCAAGCACGUCACACAACGCGGAAAAACCAUAACCUUCGACUUGGAUAAGGGGACAUGUGAGGACGGGGAUCUGGUUCUGGCUUCCGUGUGUCGGAAACUUAGAGAGGAGAGCUUCAUUCAACUCCAGUUAACCAACAAGUGGAUGGUCAAAAUGGCUUCCAAGGACAAACGUACCAUCUUUGACGACUUUCGCAAACUGGAGAAAUUUUGGUGCAUUGGCAGAUCGGCACAGUUUCCUUGGCGCGGCAGGGAAAUACAUACACUUCAACACUUCGACUGUUUGCUUGAAGUAGAAGCGGCGACUACUCCAGAGAAUCUCCGUAUCAACAUCACCGACUUUCUUCGUAUCACCUCUACUAUAGGAAACAAGAAAGGAAAUCUUACUAUAUCUGCGACACGCGGCCAGGACGUCGCCCCAUCGAAGACCUCCACAUCCUUCGAGGAACUACGCUGGUACGUCCUAAUAGCUCUAACAGAGUUCAUCCGCAAGUAUCCAGAUGCCAAUCACAGGCCCUGCCCCAACAUCUGGCUCAAUGGUCUCGGCAAAGUUGUUGAUAUCGAGAGCGCAGACACGACGAUGAAUCCUCAAACGUACAUACAAAAGUACACACCCUGGAGCACACAUCGCCGUACCAUCUUCCGAGAAUAUGGCCUUUCACUCAAAGGGCAUAAGUACUGGCACGAUAUGGAUGGCUACAACCCGCCUGCCGAGGCUUUCGACGGCUCUGCACGCUUUUAUAUCGGGCUGUUGACGGUGGCGAAGGUUGAGAGCCAAGAGAACAUUCACUUUUUGUCAACGCUCGUAUGUGCCCUCCUCCACUCGUAUCACAGCUACGGAUCGUACAUGGUGCCUGAUUAG